AUGAUGCCCGUUCCGUCACCUUGCGUGCCUUUCGUGGAGUUCGUCCUGCAGGCGAUCGAUCACCCACCUCACAUGUUCGUUUCCAAGUUGGCUGCCUGCUGCGCUGUUCUGUUUCUCACCCGAUCGGAUCCUCAACUGCUGCGUUCGCUCUGCUAUCGAUGGGCUGCGCGCUUCGCGAGGGAUCGCGCGAAGCUCAUCUCGGCGAUCUAUCGCCGCGCGGAGCGGAGAGGGUUGGCAACGGGGCUUUCCGAAACCCAGUUGGAUGGUGGAUCGCAGCCGGAUCCGUCCCCCUGCCAGGUGGAGAGCCCUUGCGAUGCUUCAGGUGAAAGGGGAAGCAUGUCGAUUAACGUCUGUAAUCCAGACGAAAUGGUGGAUUACUUCUUACGCAUUCUGAACUCCCUUGCGUAUAUUUACUUCUCAUGGAAUUGGGAUUGCGCGCAGUAUAUUGUGCAGAUCAACGAGGAGUACGAGAUCGCGCUACGGCAUACCAUCUUCCCGAUGUGCAUCGCCACCGCCGCCGAGGAUGGUGUUGAUGAUGAGCCGAAAUCCUGCUUUCUCCUGCCAUCGUGUAUAAAAAAUCUGAGGUCGGAUGCGGCGGCUUCGUUCACAGCCUCCGUAUCCACACCUUAUGCUUUGUGGGAGGGCGAGAGGGAGGAGGAGGAGGAGGAUGACGACGACGAAUCGGAGACGGAAAUGGCGAAAACACGACGGCCGGAUAACUCGCGGACGCUGGAACCGCCGGGCCUUAGCGGCGAGGCCCCCACGAUGCACACCUCCUCGGAAGGGGAGGAGAACCUCGGGGGGAAUCCCCUCUCCACCAAACCGAGCUCCCAGGCGCCGCCGCCGACGGAUGAUCCUGCUCGUCCAACCCCCCCAUCGCGCCCCCUUCCCAACGCGAAUGAAACGCGGGAUGGGGGUUGGUGCGCGCGCGAUGAAGUCGCCUCCGGAGGGGUCUUGCCGCGCGAGGGGAAAGGCGCGGCGGUGAAACGGGGUCGUUUGACGUUUUUAACCCUCAGUAACUUUGAAAAAUGCCUUCAGUCGAAUACGACCGGCCUGAUCAUUCUCUUUCACGCCAAGCAUUCGACGCGGAGUAACGAGGCGCUACGGGUGUUGGAGGACCUGGCGCGGCAGAAACCGGUGGAUCCGAUGCCCGCCAUCUCCGUCGUCUACGCCGUCGCCGAGCCGGAGUUGGCGAACCGGUUCGACGUGUGUUGGUUUCCCACCAUCGUCUACCUGCCGGCGAACCCUGCUGGAGGAGGGGGGGGCUCCGGGGAGGCCGACCCCCCGUUAGGGGCCCCCCCUCUUCCUCGUCUUUCCACCGCUUUCCCGCCCUCCUCGUCGGCCUCCCCUCCCCUGCCGUCGCUGUUGGCUUCUCGUGGGGAGGAGGGGGGGGGGGGGCCGGCGAUGCCCCUCCUCCCCUCCACCAUGCGGCUCAUCGUGGAGUCGCCGACGAAGGUCCUCUACGGCCUCGACGCGCCCAACGGUUGCUUCCCUUUCCACCCCACCGUCGCCUUAAAGGGAAAAAAAAAGGAAAGGCGAAAAGGAAAAGGGGAGGAGGAAGAGGAAGAGGAGGAAGAAGAAGAAGAAGAGAGGGGGCUCGCGACCUCCGCAUCCGUUCAGAGGCAUGUGAAGUACCCAAUGGAGGGCGUCCUCGGCCGGGCGGAUCUCACGCGAUGGAUCGCCUCGGAAGGGCGUUGGACGCCCCAGGUGGUACGACCGAACACCCCGGUAACGGAGGUCCUGACGUUGCGGGAGGAUGAGAAGUUCAAACCCCCUGGCGGGCCCCACUCCGGGAUUGGGAUGCUGCGGGAGCUGCAGCAACGGGAGGAGGCGGGGCCGUCCGCCGUGGAGGGCGGGGAGGGCCCUCAAUUCAUCUUCUUCGGAGGCGGCAUGGCGGCGGGGAAGUCGACCACCGCGAUGGCGCUCUCCCAGACCCCAUGGUGGGCAGCCCACAAGGGCGAGAUCGAGCUUAUUAACGCGGACGACUUCAAAUCCUUCACCCCGGGGCGGAGUUUCCCCACCUCGGAGGAGCACCUUCGCAGCACGCGGGCGGCGGAGCGGGCCAUCGUGGAGGCUUUGAAUCGUGGCCGCAGCGUCGUCUACGAUGGGACGAUGAUGUGGGCGCCGUUCAUCCAGCAGCUUGUCGAGAUGAUUCGCGGGGCGCGGACGACGUGGUAUGAACAAGGGCCCGGAUAUUUAGGGGAGGGGAAACCAGAGGUGUAUUUCAUCCCGCAUCGUCCGCGCGAGCAGCCGCUGCCGAGGCCUUAUGUCAUCCAUUUUAUGGGGAUCACCGUUGAGCCGCAGGUCGCGGUCCCACGUGGGUUGCUACGGAAGUUCGAAAGUGGACGUGGGGUGCCCAUCGUGAUUCAGUUGAACUCGUUUAAACUCUUUUCGAAGAACUUUGUGAACUACACGAAGAUGAUGGAUCUGGUGACGUUGUACAACAAUAACGUGAUUGUGGAUCUGACGAAGGGAGAGCUGCCCCCGAUUCUCGCGGAGCAGAGCGAGUCUACGAAUGGGGAGUUGAAGAUCCACGAUGAGGCGGCGUAUGAAUUGUUCCAAAGGCAACAACAUCUAAACAUUCGUGCUCGUAAUGUUAUGGAAAUUUAUCCCAAUAACGACUUUUUUUGA
Molecule: messenger RNA, 2631 nt
Organism: Phytomonas sp. EM1
Lineage: Eukaryota; Euglenozoa; Kinetoplastea; Trypanosomatida; Trypanosomatidae
Source: the annotation of a GenBank genome assembly